AAUUUCUGCAGCUUUAUUUUCUGAUUCGUCAUCUCUCUCUUGGAAUUGACUCCAUUGAUUACAAAACGAAGCUUUGAAUGUUGAUGAAUUCAUGUAGCUAGGCAACCGCAGGUCAACCGAGAAGAUCCAAAGAGAGAUUAACAGUUCAAAGGAAAUGGUAGGGUAAGAAAGUCAAAUUAUCCGUCAUUGUCUCCUUCUUCCAUCCGCUGAACCUUUCUUCCUUACUAUCGAAGAAACAAUAAUUUAGAUAGAGAAGUUGAAAACGAUCAAUCAAUUCUCUUCAUCACUGUUUUCCUCAUUCAUCACACCUCAAUUUAUCAGUAAUGGCAGCUCCGUCGUCGUCGUCAACGACGACAGUAAACAUCAUGCUCGCAAUCUACGAGAAGAAGACAGUACAGUUAGAUCUGUACCGUCCACUAAGAAACUACAUCGUCUUCAAUUACUCCGACCGCGAUGCUCAGAACGUUGAGGAUGAUCUCCAAACCCUAAAGCAGAUGCGAACCGAUCUCGAACGAGGCAUCGGCGUUGCAGGUGACUCUCUUUCCUCUCGCCGUGACAUUCUCCAGGGUUACUACAGGGCUCUCUGUGCUGUCGAGUCGAGAUUCCCGAUCUCUCCUGAUAAGGAUCAUGUCAACGCUAUUAAUUUCACAUGGUAUGAUGCGUUUAAGAGUAAACAGAAGGCGUCGCAGCAGAAUAUCCAUCUUGAGAAGGCUUCUGUGCUGUUUAAUCUUGGAGCAGUGCAGAGUCAGACUGCGUUAACUUACGAUCGAUCAUCUAUUGAAGGGAGGCGGCAGGCAUCACACGCGUUUAUUGCUGCAGCGGGAGCAUUCGCCUUCUUGAGGGAUAACGAGUCGUCCAAGGCGUCGAUUGGUAGUUCAACAACGGUGGAUAUUUCAUUGGAGUGUGCAGGGAUGCUGGAGAGGCUAAUGUUGGCUCAAGCACAGGAAUGUGUUUUUGAAAAUACGAUUGCUAAGGGAAGUACACCAGGGGUCUGUGCUAAAAUCUCGAGACAGGUUGGAAUAUACUAUGAAGAAGCUCUGGGAGCCCUUAAUGUUGCUCCCCUAAAUCAACAUUUCGACAAGACUUGGAUCUCUCAUAUUCAGUUAAAAGCUGCUUUAUUUUAUGCAGAAGCUUGUUAUAGAUAUGGUUUAGAGUUGCACGAGAAAGAAGAGAUAGCCGAGGAAAUUGCUAGGUUGAAGAGCGGGAUUAGUACAUUAUCAGAGUCAAAGAAAUCAUCAACCAAAGGUGCUGCACAGCAGCUCUUAGAAGCAAUUACUAAAUUGGAAACAAAUUUGAAUCGGAAUCUGGAAAGGGCAAUGAAGGAAAACGAGAGAGUUUACCUUAUGAGAGUUCCAGCCGCCAGUUCUUUGUCACCUUUACCUGCAAUCUCUUUGGUGAAGCCUCUGCCAAUGCAUGAGGUAUUGGAUCCAAGCAAAGACAAGAUGUUUGCUUCUCUUAUUCCCGAAAAUAGUACAAAGAUUCUAUCGAGAUAUAGUCAAAUGGUUGACGAUGUUAUUAGAACACAAGCUGAGAAAUUGCAACAAGGGAGUGAGCUAACCCGCGUGAAGCUGAAGGAAAUGGACUUGCCUGAUUCAAUCCUUGCUUUGGAAGGACAUAGUAGUGUUCCAAUAGCUCUUAAAGAAGAUGUGGAGGCUGUUCAGAUAAGUGGGGGUCCAGCCGGAUUGGAGUCUGAGCUACAGCAGUUUAGAGAUUUAAGGAGAGUAAAUCAGGAGUUGUUGGUGCAGACUGAAGAACUACUACAGAAAGAAGCUGCAGAAGAUGCACAGUUUAGAAGCCAAUUUGGAACACGAUGGACUAGACCUCAGUCGAGUACACUUACAAAGAAUUUGCAGGACAGACUAAAUAGAUUUGCUGGAAAUCUGAAGCAAGCUGCAGAAAGUGAUACCCGCAUAGAGCGAUCAGUUCGAGAACAUUUACCUCUGAUGUCGAUCCUUAAUAAUCAUCCGAUAGAAUCUGCCCUCCCUACUUUGUCGAAGCCCAUGAUGUCACUAGAUGCAAAUGAAGAUGCUAUUGUUGGGGCCUUGAAACAGAGCUUGAGACAACUCGAGGGUCUUGGUACACAACGCGCAGGGCUUGAAGACAUGCUUAAAGAGAUGAAGAGGAAGGAUGAUAUAUUGCCCAAGUUGAUGUCCUCAAAUGGAUCGCAUGAGGAUCUUUUCAGAAAGGAGAUAGCAAAGUAUGAUCCAAUUUGCAACGAAAUUGCCCAAAAUAUUGAGACACAGGACCAACUAUUGCGGCAGAUUCAGGCCCAGAAUGAUCAAUUUGCUGCUAUGUUUAACCUUGAAGAUUACAAGGCAUCACGAGAGAAGAGCUACAAGAAGAUCGAGGCUGCCAUUGCAAAAUACCGCGAGAUUAAAGAAAAUAUCAACGAGGGGCUGAAAUUCUAUGUUACUCUUCAGGAAGCAAUCACUAACGUGAAACAGCAGUGCAGUGAUUUUGCGAUGACUAGAAAUAUCCAAUGCAGAGAAAUGAUCGACGAAGUACAAAGACAAAUUGGGGGUUUCAGUUUCCAGGACAAGAACAAUAGCAGUAAUAAUUACAACUACACCCCUGUUGGGCAAUCUCCUCAUCAAACUGCAAGACCAUCAUCAUACUAUCAACAGCAUCCCGAGCAGCAGCAGCCACCACAGCCAAGUUCUGGCUAUGGACAUCAUCACCCUCCCACUUACGGGGGCCCACCACAGCCUCAACCUCCUUAUCAAUAUCCGCCAGCCGGCGGUCAUCCUUACACUCAGCAGCAGCAGCCGGCAGCGAGCCAUGAGUAUGGGCAACCAGCAUAUCCCGGGUGGAGAGGCAAUUACUAUAAUGCCCCUACUCCUCCUCCUGCUGCUCAGCAACCAGGUUCUCUUCCAUCACCUUACCCUACCCCUCCUCCACACCAAGGAGGUUAUUAUAGGUAAUAUAAUAAUGUUCAUUCAUCCAACUUCUGAAAGUUUGCUCUCCAUUUUUGCUGUUUUUUGUUUCUCCAAUAUAUAUAAUGUUCCCAAUCCAACAUUUGGAUUGUGAUAAUGUCUAUAGUACUUUUUUUAUUUAUUCAUUUAUUAUGAAUUUGGCUCAGUGUGUUUUUCUGUAAUGAAUAUGGCUCAGAUAGUGUUCAAGUUCUCCUACUGCCAAUGGUCAAAUAAAUAUUAUUUGAAAAUAUUCAAGUUUGUACUAAUAAAGUUUAGCAUACUGU
This is a messenger RNA of Impatiens glandulifera, 3196 nucleotides long. RefSeq names its product vacuolar-sorting protein BRO1-like. Gene Ontology annotation, cellular component: endosome. Gene Ontology annotation, biological process: protein transport to vacuole involved in ubiquitin-dependent protein catabolic process via the multivesicular body sorting pathway. Lineage: Eukaryota; Viridiplantae; Streptophyta; Magnoliopsida; Ericales; Balsaminaceae. Gene Ontology annotation, molecular function: protein binding. Bases 324 to 2921 code for a protein of 865 amino acids. The record is from RefSeq and is a predicted model, not a curated record. The transcript has 8 exons.